Tachysurus fulvidraco (yellow catfish) is the source of this 2414-nucleotide messenger RNA. It is a transcript of the gene camk2a, whose product is annotated as calcium/calmodulin-dependent protein kinase II alpha. NCBI's taxonomy places the organism in Eukaryota, Metazoa, Chordata, Actinopteri, Siluriformes, Bagridae. The transcript is spliced from 18 exons. Gene Ontology annotation, cellular component: neuron projection; cytoplasm. Bases 204 to 1640 code for a protein of 478 amino acids. Gene Ontology annotation, molecular function: calcium/calmodulin-dependent protein kinase activity; ATP binding; calmodulin binding. Gene Ontology annotation, biological process: protein phosphorylation. The record is from RefSeq and is a predicted model, not a curated record.
GAGCUUAUUUUCUUCUGUUCCAGAGACAGCAGGCUUCCCAUUGGCAUCCUCUUCCUCAACACACACACACGCUCCGGAGUGUCACACACUCUCUAACUCACUCACACACACACACACACACACACACACACACACACACACACACACACACACACACACACACACACACACCACCACCACCACCACCACCACCUGGAUCCAGCAUGGCAACCAUCACCUGCACUCGCUUCACAGAGGAAUACCAGCUCUAUGAAGAACUGGGCAAGGGAGCGUUUUCGGUGGUGCGCAGGUGUGUGAAAAUCCUCUCAGGGCAGGAAUACGCUGCAAAGAUCAUCAACACCAAGAAGCUCUCGGCUAGAGAUCACCAGAAGCUGGACAGAGAGGCUCGGAUUUGUCGACUGCUCAAACACCCAAACAUUGUGCGGCUCCAUGACAGCAUCUCAGAGGAAGCACAUCAUUACCUCAUCUUUGACCUUGUGACGGGUGGUGAGCUGUUCGAGGACAUUGUGGCCAGAGAAUAUUACAGUGAGGCAGACGCCAGUCACUGUAUUCAGCAGAUUCUGGAGGCGGUGCUUCACUGUCAUCAGAUGGGCGUCGUUCACAGAGAUCUGAAGCCAGAGAACCUCCUUCUGGCCUCCAAGUCCAAAGGUGCAGCGGUGAAGUUAGCAGAUUUCGGACUGGCGAUUGAAGUGGAAGGAGAACAGCAGGCGUGGUUCGGCUUCGCUGGAACUCCUGGUUAUCUCUCACCUGAAGUGUUACGGAAAGAUCCAUAUGGGAAAGCUGUGGACCUGUGGGCCUGUGGUGUGAUUCUGUACAUUCUGCUGGUUGGAUAUCCACCGUUCUGGGAUGAAGAUCAGCAUCGACUCUAUCAGCAGAUCAAAGCUGGAGCUUAUGAUUUUCCUUCUCCUGAGUGGGACACGGUCACUCCUGAAGCUAAAGAUCUCAUUAACAAGAUGCUGACCAUCAAUCCAGCCAAGAGAAUCAUGGCAGCUGAGGCUCUGAAGCACCCCUGGAUCUCUCACCGCUCCACCGUGGCCUCCUGCAUGCACAGACAGGAAACUGUGGAGUGUCUGAAGAAGUUCAACGCUCGCCGGAAGCUGAAGGGUGCGAUUCUCACCACCAUGCUCGCCACCAGAAACUUCUCAGGAGGGAAGAGUGGAGCCAGCAAGAAGACGGAUGGAGUGAAGGAAUCUUCAGAGAGCUCAAACACCACUAUUGAGGAUGAAGACACCAGGGUGAGGAAACAGGAGAUCAUUAAAGUGACUGAGCAGCUUAUUGAGGCCAUCAGCAAUGGAGACUUUGAGAGUUACACGAAGAUGUGUGAUCCCAGUGUAACCGCCUUUGAGCCUGAAGCGUUGGGGAAUCUGGUGGAGGGUCUCGACUUCCAUCGCUUCUACUUUGAGAAUUUAUGGUCUAAAAACAGUAAGCCGGUCCACACCACUAUCCUGAACCCUCACAUCCACCUGAUUGGAGACGAGGCUGCAUGUAUCGCUUACAUCCGCAUCACGCAGUUUAUUGAUGCUAACGGAACACCGCGCUCCGCUCAGGCCGAGGAAUCUCGCGUGUGGCACCGACGUGAUGGGAAAUGGCAGAUCGUCCACUUUCACCGCUCUGGAGCGCCCUCUACCAUCACCAAUUGAUUAGUUGGUCUUACUGGAGUGUGAUCCGUCCUGGUGGUCCUGCUGUUCUGCAAGCUGAUUGGACACUGCGGAAGCUGCCUGACUACCCACAAUCCAUUGCUUCCCAUCUUACAUCCAGCAUCCAGACUUGAGUUCAUUUCUCUUUCACACACACACACACACACACACACACACACACACACACACACACACACACACACACACACACACACACACACACACAUUUUCCUUCAUCACACACAUUAUGGGUCAUUUUAGUUUUCCGUGGAUUUCCCUGGAAUGUUAUUCUCGGAAUGUUUACAGGACAUCAGGGCAGCAUGUGACUGUAAGUUAUAGUUUGUUUAUACCAUAAAUAAUUCACUGAAUUAUAAAACAACUUGUUUGCUGAAAGACUGAAUGACUUCUCAGAAAGAAACACAAAUCAUUUUCAUUUUUUUCCUAUAAUAAAUUCUACAAUAUUAUUAACAACAACACGAAACUUUAAUGUGAAUCGUAACGUUCAGUCAGGGGUCAGGGGUCAGGGGUCAGGUCCACAUUCAGUGUUCAGUUUUAUAUAGAUGACUUUUGUUCCUCAUUCUGAAACUAAAUAAGAGUGUUAAUGAGCUGAGAGUGUUAAUGAACUGAGAGUGUUAAUGAGCUGAGAGUGUUAAUGAACAAGCUGAAAGGACAAUAAACACAAACACACAAACAGGAGCAUGGACUAAAACAGACACUAGGAGGUAAACACAACAAACAAACAAACAAACAAACAAACAAACAAGCAAACAAACAUAA